UGUGAACAAGAUACUAUCCAGAGGAAGAUCACAGGAUGGUGACGACUCUGACCGCUCCCCACCUCCCCCCACCCCCGCCCUUCUCAAUGAUUAACUGAGAUCACUUCUCUGUUUCCCUUUGAAAACUCAUGGCCGAGAAGAAUCUUUGGAGGUGGUUUCUUGGGGACGCUGAGUCCCCCAGGACCUCCCCAGACUGCCGGCAUUCUGAUUAAAAGCAGCUUUCCUGUCUACCAUUUGUGAGUACUGAUUUUGUAAGCGGAGAGCAGCAGGUCCCCCUAUUCCAUAACAAGACGGCUGCUGUCACGGCCUCCCAACCAGGCUCUCAGCUCAGAUCCACAGCGCAGCCACGAACAUCUUCCUAGAAACGUAACUGUGAUCGUGUCGCCCCCGCUCCCGCCUGGUCUGGCCCCACACCCCGUCCCCAGGCCCAGGGCCUUCGUACAGGUCCGGGCCCUCCGCCUGCUAGUCUUCCCUUCCUGCCUAGUUAAGGUAAGGCCUGCGCCCGCUUCCAGAAGAACCCAGCUGGACAUCACGCCCUCGGGGCGACCUCACAUCCUUCUUUCGUUUACCAGCCUGUUCACAGGGCGCCCGCCUAAGCCACACACGACACACAUACACACUGCCGCAACAAACUCCGACUGUCUCGGACAACUGCGCGUGCCAAGAGGGAAGCUGAUGGCCUGGCGGGAAGGGGGCGUGGGCGGAGAGCCGGACUCGCCAACUGAAGCCGGGGAGCGGCGGGCCAGGCGGAACUCAGGACGCCGAGAACAUGCUUCCGGCCGGGCCUCUUCUGCGAGAGCGCCGCCGAGGGGCGGGACUUCCGGUGGCAGUGGCGGCGGCGGCGGCGGCGGCGGCGGCGGCGGCGAGGAAAGGUGGAAGCGGGCGAUGCAGGGGGCGCGGCACGUCGUGUGCGCCGUGUCGGGCGGAGUGGACAGCGCCGUGGCCGCGCUGCUGCUGAAGCGGAGAGGUUACCAGGUGACAGGGGUGUUUAUGAAGAACUGGGACUCGCUGGAUGAGCAUGGGGUUUGCGUGGCUGACAGAGACUGCGAAGAUGCCUACAGAGUUUGCCAGAUCCUCGACAUCCCCUUCCAUCAAGUGUCCUACGUGAAGGAGUAUUGGAAUGACGUGUUCAGUGAUUUUUUAAAUGAAUAUGAAAAAGGAAGAACUCCCAAUCCUGAUAUACUCUGCAACAAGCAUAUCAAAUUCAGUUGUUUUUUUAAUUAUGCUGUGGAUAAUCUUGGAGCAGAUGCAGUCGCUACGGGUCACUAUGCAAGAACGUCCCUGGAAGAUGAAGAGGUCUUUCAGCAGAAGCACGUUAGGAGGCCAGAAGGACUUUUCAGAAAUCGAUUUGAAAUUAGAAAUGCGGUAAAACUUCUCCAAGCAGCUGACAGCUUUAAAGACCAGACCUUCUUUCUCAGCCAGGUUCCCCAGGAUGCUCUGAGGAGAGCCCUCUUCCCCCUGGGGGGAUUAACGAAAGAGUUUGUAAAGAAAAUAGCUGCUGAGAAUAGACUUCAUCAUGUGCUUCAGAAAAAAGAGAGCAUGGGUGUCUGUUUCAUUGGUAAAAGAAAUUUUGAAAAUUUCAUCCUUCAGUAUUUACAGCCUCGACCUGGUAAAUUUAUUUCUAUAGAAGACAAUAAAGUUCUGGGAACGCAUAAAGGUUGGUUCCUAUAUACUUUGGGCCAGAGAGCCAACAUAGGUGGCUUACGGGAGCCCUGGUACGUGGUGGAGAAGGACAGCACAAGGGGCGACGUGCUCGUGGCCCCCCGGACAGACCACCCGGCCCUGUACAGGGACCUGCUGCGGACCGGCCGCGUGCACUGGGUGGCUGAGGAGCCGCCCGCAGCCCUGGUCCGCGACAAGAUGAUGGAGUGCCACUUCCGGUUCCGCCACCAGAUGGCGCUAGUGCCCUGCGUGCUGACCCUCAAUCAAGACGGCACUGUGUGGGUGACGGCCGUGAAGGCUGUGCGGGCUCUCGCCCUGGGACAGUUCGCUGUGUUCUACAAAGGGGGCGAGUGCCUGGGCAGUGGGGAGAUCCUGCGCCUGGGGCCGUCCGCCUACGCACUCCUGAAGGGCAGGAGCAGGCCCGGUGUGGCCGUGGAGGGCUCCAGCAGCGGCCGCGGUGACAGCCCGCGCCGGGAGCCCACGCCCUGACGGAGGCCGAGCGGCUGCCGCGGAGCUCACGGGAGGAGACGCGGAGGAGCGGCGCCGGGGGCGGGGCCGCCAGGGGCUCGGCCACCGCUGCCCGCACCCGCUGCCCCGGUCCCGGCCCGGCCGGCCAAGCUUCCGGGCCAUUUCAGAGCCAGGGGGAGCCCGUCCUUCUCUGCUCGCUGGCUGGCGGGUCUGUCCCAAGUGCCCCACGGGUGGAGUUCCUCUUUCGCACCCCUUAGAGGGCUUCCCCUCUGGGGGCACGCGAAGGGGACCUGUGGGGGGGGGGUGGGCUGCAGGGGCAGUCCCCAAUAAAAA
Molecule: messenger RNA, 2463 nt
Organism: Kogia breviceps (pygmy sperm whale)
Lineage: Eukaryota; Metazoa; Chordata; Mammalia; Artiodactyla; Physeteridae
Gene: TRMU
Product: tRNA mitochondrial 2-thiouridylase
Biological process (GO): tRNA wobble position uridine thiolation
Cellular component (GO): mitochondrion
Molecular function (GO): sulfurtransferase activity
Source: RefSeq, a predicted model, not a curated record